GCCACUCUUUCCUGUAGGCGAUGGCUCGGGCCCUUUCUUGUGGGGUUGAGUACUUUUGCAAUACACUUUUACCAGCCUUAGUACUUGGCAGACUCGCUGUGUGUUUCUGGGUGGGUGCAGCCUGGGCACAGACCAUAGCAUCUCUGUACUGCACUAAUUAUGCUGCAUAGCAGCUGGCACGGCUCCUGGCACAGCACACACCUCCAGCACGUCUUUCCUACUUCUCCACCGCUUGUCCAUCUCUAUAGCUUCCCAUUAGAUCUCCUUAGUCAUUAGACGCCCCCUGAGCUGAUUUUACUGCCAGGAUUCCAGCUGUCCAGACCCCUCCAAGCUGACCAGCUCCUGUCACGGUCAGAAAUAGCCCGGCUCCAGUCUUACACUGCAGUACCCUUCUUCAAUCUGGGACCACCAUGUCCGGGCUGCUGUGCAGAAAACGCAGGAAGGACACCGUAGAGGCAGGAGAGAAGGUGGACAAAAAAGUGAGUGAUCUCCAAGAUGAAGGCAGAAAUGCGAUCAACGCCCCCAUGUCCCCCAGCACCAUUGACAUCCACCCGGAGGACACCCUACUCGAGGAGAAUGAGGAGCGGACCAUGAUCGACCCAAGCUCCAAAGAAGAACCAAAGUUUAAGGAACUUAUAAAGGUUCUAAUAGAUUGGAUUAAUGAGGUUCUUGUGGAGGAGCGGAUAAUCGUGAAGAACCUGGAGGAAGAUUUCUACGAUGGACAAGUCUUGCAGAAGCUUCUAGAGAAGUUGGCAGACAGAAAGCUGAACGUGGCUGAGGUGACCCAGUCUGAGAUUGGACAGAAACAGAAGCUUCAGACCAUCGUGGACGAUAUACAGGAAUAUCUGAGACCACAAGGAUGGCCGAUUCGAUGGAACGUCGAUUCAAUUCAUGGAAAGAACCUGGUUGCCAUUUUGCACCUUCUAGUAGCAUUGGCCAUGCAUUUCCGAGCUCCCAUUCGACUUCCGGAGCACGUGUGUGUGCAGGUGGUGGUCGUAAAGAAACGAGAAGGCCUCCUGCAGACGACCCAUGUGACCGAGGAACUGACGACCACAACAGAGAUGAUGAUGGGAAAAUUUGAGCGCGAUGCGUUUGACACUCUCUUUGACCAUGCUCCUGAUAAGCUGAGCGUUGUAAAGAAGUCAUUGAUCACGUUUGUUAACAAGCAUCUAAACAAGCUGAACCUGGAGGUCGCAGAGCUGGAAACACAGUUUGCAGAUGGUGUUUACCUAGUCCUCCUUAUGGGGCUUCUGGAGAACUAUUUCAUCCCUCUACACAACUUCUUCUUGACCCCAGAAAGCUUUGAUCAGAAGGUUCACAAUGUCACUUUUGCUUUUGAAUUGAUGCAAGAUGGAGGACUCAAGAAGCCAAAAGCAAGACCAGAAGACAUUGUAAAUCUGGAUUUGAAGUCCACGAUGAGGGUGUUGUACAACCUGUUUACAAAGUACAAGAACUUCGAAUGAGACACCGCUAGAGAAAAGCCACUUCUGUGUCUGUUUGUUUUUUUUUUUUUUUUUUUAUAAGUCAAUGGGUCUCAAUUUUUCACCAUGAAUUUUCCCUCACUGGAUUCACUACAAAUGGCGCAUUCUGUAUUUAUAUAGUCAAUCACAAAUUUGGGCCCUAAACCAGAGAAUUUCUAAUUUUUUUUUUCCUUUUUUUUUUUUUUUAGUUAAGAAAAACUUUUUGUACAUAUAUUAUUUUUAUUAUUUUUGUCUUUGAAGUUUUGUCACAUAAAAAAACUUUGGAACUGUAGUUGUCCUGGUUGCCUAAGCUACAUGCGUGAAGUUUAAUGGCUGCUGUGACUACUACUCCUUAUCAAUGACUGACAUCUCUGAGGGACUCAAGGCUCCUCAGAUCGGUUAGUGUUGGGCAGUAUCUUGUGAGCAGUAAAGGAACUCUGCUCGAUAUAGAUGUGUCUUGUAAGUUUGCACCUUUUUUGCGGUCCGCUUGAAUUCAGCACAAUUUGGAUUACAAGAGAGCUAAAAGCAGUGGAGACAUUCAGGUUACAUUAAUGUCUGCGGCUACUGAAUAAUUGAUCCACUGUCUUGAUACUGAUUAGUAACGCCAGCGGAUAAUUAAGAGUCCUUCUGUCCGACAUAAAUUUCCGUUCCUUUGUCGAGAGAAAGCUAGUGUCCUCAUUGUGACAAGCCACUACUUUAAGCUCGGGUGGGGGGGUAAUUACAUCUGUAUUUUAAAGGAGGUUUCCAGGACUAUUAAAUAGUUAGCCAUCAAUAUCAGAAUGGUGGUGGUCUAAUAGUAUGGAGCUGUCUCUGGUAAACAUCGAAAAAGACACUGAGUCUGACCCUUACCGAUCUGGCAUUGAUGGCCAUAAUUUUAGUAGUCCUGGGAGACCCUUUUCAAAGAUACUUUCUGCUUUCAGAUUUACGUAAGGGGUAAUAACAAUAAUAAUAUAAAACAACUAAUAUAUAUGUCUAUACAGUAUAUGUAUAUUGAUUGAUCGACCUAGAUCUAUCUAGAUAGAUAUUAUGGGACAAUGCCAUCCAAAAUGGUUAUGACUACUUUAGUAUUUUGCCAGUCCUCAUCAUUGUCACUUUAAGUAAUUCAUGAGGCCACAUAAGGUUUCCCUAUCUCCAGCAUUACUAUUUUCUGAUGACGUACACGCACCCCCACCACUAGACUGAAUACCUCUUUGUGGCAUAUUGUAUUGUCACGUGAAGGUAGCUGUAUCCAAAUCUGAGGUCAUAACGUCGUCUAGAACUGGAAACCUUUAUGAACAAUGGCAGCUUACACUAUUUAAUAUAUUGAUAUGUAUGGCACCUUACAGUUAGAGACAUAACUGUUAGAUAUUAUAUAGAAUAAUAUACUUAGUAAUUACUUUACAUGGCUUCUCCUGAUCUUAACGUGCAGCCUAUAUUAUAAUCUAGAGCUGCACCAGUCCCUGCUGGUCCUUCAGCGACAAUAUUCCCUUCAUCCUAUACUUGACCACUUCAGCCAAUCACUAGCCCCAGUGGUCACGUGCUGUUUCUCGCACCUAACCGCUGAUGCCAGUGCUUGGUUGCAGUGGUCAAGUACAACACAUGUUCGCUGCAGGGAAUGGAGUGAUGAUAUAUUUAAAGGGGUUUUCAAAAAUCUCAGAAAACUCCUUGAUCCUAGUUCACCCAAGGGUUUUUCUGCCUGCAGAUUAAAACCAUGUUCGACGUGACAGGUUCCCUUUAAUGGGCAUCUGUCAGGAGAUUUGUACUUAUGAAACAGACCUGUUACAUGUGCGCUUGGCAGCUGAAGGCAUCUGUGUUGGUCCCAAGUUCAUAUGUGCCCACA
This is a messenger RNA of Bufo gargarizans (Asiatic toad), 3279 nucleotides long. It is a transcript of the gene PARVB, whose product is annotated as parvin beta. NCBI's taxonomy places the organism in Eukaryota, Metazoa, Chordata, Amphibia, Anura, Bufonidae. Gene Ontology annotation, cellular component: actin cytoskeleton; lamellipodium; focal adhesion. The record is from RefSeq and is a predicted model, not a curated record. Gene Ontology annotation, molecular function: actin binding. Gene Ontology annotation, biological process: establishment or maintenance of cell polarity; lamellipodium assembly; actin cytoskeleton organization. Bases 411 to 1463 code for a protein of 350 amino acids. The transcript is spliced from 13 exons.